AUGGAUUUGAAAUCUGUUUUGGAAAUUCUAAGGAAAGAAAGGUUGUUUGCUAACCUCAAAAAGUGCACCUUUUGCACGGAUAAGCUUGUAUUUCUUGGUUUUGUUGUUAGUAAGAGAGGAAUUGAGGUGGAUGAGGAAAAUGUGAAGGCAAUCCAUGAGUGGCCAAUGCCUACAACAAUCAGCCAAGUGAGGAGUUUCCAUGGCUUAGCUAGCUUCUAUAGACGAUUUGUGCGUGAUUUUAGUAGCUUAGCCGCCCCUCUCACUGAAGUCAUCAAGAAAAAUGUGCCGUUUAAGUGGGGGAAAGAACAAGAAGAGGCAUUUAGUCUGAUCAAAGAAAAUUUAACUAAUGCACCUUUGCUUGUUUACCUAACUUUGCUAAAACUUUUGAAAUUGAGUGUGAUGCUUCAGGAAUAG
Juglans microcarpa x Juglans regia is the source of this 414-nucleotide messenger RNA. RefSeq lists its product as uncharacterized. The record is from RefSeq and is a predicted model, not a curated record. The transcript has a single exon. Lineage: Eukaryota; Viridiplantae; Streptophyta; Magnoliopsida; Fagales; Juglandaceae. Bases 1 to 414 code for a protein of 137 amino acids.